Molecule: messenger RNA, 5672 nt
Organism: Haplochromis burtoni (Burton's mouthbrooder)
Lineage: Eukaryota; Metazoa; Chordata; Actinopteri; Cichliformes; Cichlidae
Product: ADP-ribosylation factor-like protein 8A
Exons: 7
Coding region: 306-869 (187 amino acids)
Biological process (GO): anterograde axonal transport; protein transport
Cellular component (GO): lysosomal membrane
Molecular function (GO): GTP binding; GTPase activity
Source: RefSeq, a predicted model, not a curated record
GGAUGUGAUGAGCUGCGUUACUUUCGUAUUUGACAUAGCCGUGAGUAAAAGGCGUAGCUAGUAAACACCACAGCAGACGUCCGAGGCUGAAAACACCGAUUGAUUAAACCCGUGCCCCGGUACAUGCUAAGCCUACCGGUGUGUUUGGUUCUCCCGGUGCCGUCCGCGGUUGUCAUAGUGACUGUCAGCCUCCAAAACACCAGAACUGUCGGGGCGUUAGCCAGCCAGCUAACAAGCUAGCAUAGCCAUCAAGACGUAGCAGCAUCAGUCGCAGCUAGCAUUAGCAUUAGGAGCAGAAGACAAAGAUGAUAGCCCUUAUCAACAAGCUGCUGGACUGGUUCAAGGCGCUCUUCUGGAAGGAGGAGAUGGAACUGACCCUAGUUGGGCUGCAGUACUCGGGGAAGACGACCUUCGUUAAUGUGAUAGCGUCUGGUCAGUUCAGUGAAGACAUGAUUCCCACAGUCGGAUUCAACAUGAGGAAGAUCACUAAAGGCAACGUCACCAUCAAGCUGUGGGACAUCGGCGGUCAGCCUCGGUUCAGGAGCAUGUGGGAGCGUUACUGUCGAGGAGUCAGCGCUAUCGUUUACAUGGUGGAUGCAGCAGACCCAGAGAAGAUUGAAGCCUCCAAGAAUGAACUCCACAACCUGCUGGACAAACCGCAGCUGCAGGGGAUUCCUGUUUUGGUUCUGGGGAAUAAGAGAGACCUACCAGGAGCUUUGGAUGAGAAGGAGCUCAUAGAGAGGAUGAACCUGUCGGCAAUCCAGGACAGAGAGAUCUGCUGCUACUCCAUCUCCUGCAAAGAGAAAGACAACAUUGACAUCACUCUUCAGUGGUUGAUCCAACACUCCAGGACUAAGAGGAGUUCCUGAGAAAUGACACAUUCCCAACAGUACAGGCCAAGCCCACCUACCCCAAUACCCCCCAGCUAUCCUCUCUGUCAUCUACCCCUCUUAAUACCGCCUAACCCCAGUUACCUGAUCCCUCUACACCUUUGGAUGCACUGAUACCUCUUUGUUUUUUGAUGAAGUAUCAUAGCAGGUUGAACACAUAAGAAACCAAAGCAAAGCCACGGCUACAGAAUUUCCCCGUGUGCACUGAUGCAGCCAAAAUCAGCACAAGCCCAAAAUGGCCCAAACAAACAACCAUUUUGUUUCAAUAAGCAAACUUUGGGCUGCUUGCCUGCAUCUGCAGAAGGAUCUAGACGGUCCAUUUCUGGUUCUUCAAAGCAUUAUUCAAAGAAGCAUUAUGUAGAGAACCGACCUGUAUUGUUCAUGUAUGAAGGCAGACACAUUAAAACCUGUAAGUACUGUGCAUGAUUGCAUGGUAAAAGACGACUGACAGCAGGAAAAGUGGUAUCUGUGCAUCUUUACAGAUUCGCACAACAGCCGCCAUCAUUACCUGAUUUUAAACGAUCAAAUGUUUUUCAGCCAUUUUUAGUCUUAAUGAUCAGGAGAAGCUGUUAUUUUCGAUUAAUGGCCAUAAAGACACAUGUUAAGCAUUAUUAGCUGGUUAAUGAGCGGCUGUUGUGUGCAUCUUUCCUAAAGAUUUCCCAUGAGCCUUUUCAGCCCCCUCCAAAUGCCAUCACCACAAAUCAUUUAUUUCUUCUCGUCUUUCUCCCAUUUUCCCGUUCUACCUCCAUAUCUUCCAUCCUUCAUAUAAUCCUGAGAACCUCCUCUUCUUCCUCCUUCGUCUGUUGCAAACUGCUCCUCCACCGUAUUCCCUCUCUGUUCCCUUUCUUUUCUUUUGGAUGUUACCUUCGUUCUGUCCUUCCUGGUCACCAAGCCCCGCCCCUCGCCGUCUCCUCUCUCUCUCUUGCGGAGUGAGGAGUUAAAUACCUUUUUAUUGCACUGUUAAUUUUGUUUUUUGUAAGAUAUUAAUAAUGAGAAUAAUGUUAAUAAUCUUAUUGUGACAUAACCUGAUCUGUCCAGACUUAAGGAAAUGGUACUUUAACUGAAGAAGUGUUUAUGUUCAUAUCUCUGUAAUAAGCUUUUUAUUUUCUAUUUGUUUUUUUGCUUCUUUUUUUUUUAUUGUCGUUUUUUUUUUUACUUCAUAAGUCGAAUAUGGUUGUCUAACUAGACUAGUGUUUACUGCUCUGAAAUGUCUGCUGAUUGGACAGCGGGGGUCAUGUGAUUACAUGCAGCUAUCACAUCAUGUUGGCCAAAAUGAAACCGUGUAGUUUGCUUGACUUGGAGAAACCCUCACGUGUCAGAUUUUUAUUUUGAAGCUGAUCAAUUUACAAGUUUUUAUACACAUAUUUAUUCACCUUAUUAAUACCUCACAUCAGAUUUGACAACGUGUUAUUUGUAAUCACCACAAGAUGGCAUCAUAAGUAUCGCCCAUAUUUGUUCAUCUGACUGCAAAUAUGGAUAAAAAAUUAUUUGUCAUUUUGUGCACAGAAAGGUCUGAAAAUGAUCAAAUUCCAUCGAAUGAACAUAAAGAACUAAAGUUUUCAGCAGAAACUGGACAUAAUUGCCAGUUUUUAUUAUUUUAAAAUCCAAACAAUAUUCCUGUUCACUUUUUUAAUAUCCUGUUCAUAAUUAGAAUUAAGUCAUUAUACAAAUGAACUAAAAUCAGGACCUGGUUAAGAAAGUUAAAAAUUCAGUUUACUCUUUAUUUCCAAGUUUGGAUCACACGUUUUGGAAAUGAGUCUUUCACAUUUACUUGCAUAGUUAUAUUUGUGUCUUUUUGGUCAUAGCUUUGCAUAUUAAGUCUUGAAAUUGAUGCGUUUUCUACAAAUCAUGCACACAUAAAUGCACACAUCGUUUCUUUUGACACUUGGGAGCCGUGAGCGUCUACAUAAACUCUCUACAGCAAACGUUUGUGUAUAUAUUGAAAACAACAAGAGGACUUUCUUUUGGGUGUUGCUGGUAUCAAAAUGAUGCUACACAGAUAUCACUUUACUCUUAUUUGUGUAAUUUAUAUUUAUAUGUUCAGUUGGUGCUCAGUUAGCUGGACUUGACCUGCAGGCUAAUGUUGAACCUUUAGGUGCCGAGGCACAGUGUUGACAAGUUAUCAUAUAAUUAUGUCAGGUCACAGAAGGUGGUUGGAAGGCCUCUCUCCCAAAAUGGUUUCCAUAACGUAGCACUGGAACACGCUUAACAUUAACAUUGUUUAGGCAUGCCACGUCACCCGUUUGUCUCAUUUGGAUUUCAUUUUGGUCAACUCCUGUUGGAUCACAUGACAUCCUGGUCCUGGCAGCAGCCAAUCAGACAGGAAAAGGAAGAAGCAUUACGUGUUUGUUCUGUAAUUUGGUUGCUUUGCUUAAAUGUGGUCAGACUGCUUUACACUGUCGCGACGAAUAAGGUUAGUCUGCCUUAAGAUUUUAGGUAAAGCCUGUGUUCCUGUGACACAAACAAAUAGAUCGGUAAAUAUUGUUGAAAUUGGAAAAAAAAAACAGGAUUCAAACAGCCCACUUUGCUAACAUUUUCUUGGAAAUCCAGCCAAACCUUUUUUUUAGAUACCCUGCUAACAACCAGCAACACAAACUAAUCUCAACACCUCUUGUAGCAGUGCAGUCACAGGAGGUCAAGUGGUUCUCUUAAAAGUGCUUGAUUCGUCGAAAACAUCAGUUUUAAUUCAAAAUAUUCAAUUUACAGUCUUAAAUAUCACCUUAAAUGGUGAUUGUUAAGAAUGCUGUUGGCCCAGCUGAAAAUCUCUAGAAUGGAAGUUCCAACAAUAAAAGAUUGUGCUUCCAAGGAACUCCACAGAUCACGGAUCACGUAUGCUUCCGAGAGGUUUGCUUGGUAGACGUAUGACACUGAACUCUUAAAAAUGCCGACUCAGGAAAUCGAGAUUGAAUGUCAGAGGGUGCAAGAUGCAUGCUCCCACGCCAAAAAACUACGACUGAACUCUAGUUUUUAGCAACUCUGUUCAAAAGCCCUGAGAAAAUUAGCUAAGCGCUCCGCACUGGAGGCUUGAGACAGUGCAGCCCUUUGAAGUUGAAAUCCGAGCAACUCCGUGCAAAACUUAGAAGCAUGUGAGGUUAAAGUUAUACAGAUAUUAUAAUCAGUGGUAUCGCUAAAUCUGCAGUUUGGCCUUCUUUAUCCCGACAGUGAAAAGCUGCUUAUUUCUUAACAACCGCCCAGAGCCAGCGAUCUGAAGGAGCUGUGUUCGUGAGCUGGCAGCCCCAGUAGGUGCAGCAUUUUCAUAACCAACCAAUAGUAAGCACAACCAGCGCUAGAAAAGAGAAAACUGAAUCUCCCUCAGCCUCAGAAAGCUCUGUUUGCUCUCCAGCUGCUCCAGGUUUCAGGUUCUGGUGUUUUCUGAACCAGACAACAGUUUCUGACUUUGUCCACUCGAGAUCUAUCAAGCCAGCAAAGUCUUUUCUUCUUUUUUUUUGGUUUAGUUAUUGGAGCCAUCAGACAGACUUAUCUGCAGAGGGGAAUUUACAGUAGAGUCUCUCCGUCUUUUACUUUUUAUUUGGGAAAAUGGACAGUCUAUACCUGAGCAGUGGAGAUUCAUCGUUUCAGUUCCACCUCGGCUCGUAAACUCUGACAUUCACCAGCCACUUUGACUAGUUUACCAGCCUGCCAAGAGUCCAUUAAGACAGAUCAGCACCAUUCAACAACAGCUGUUGGUUCUUUUUUGUCCUUGUUAUUCUGAAUGUGUGAAACUUGAAAUCCCCCUGCAGGUCUGCUCUGAUUGGCUCUGGCCUCUUCUGUUUGCAUGCUAAGGACAGGAAUUAUAUAUCUGUGAGACCUGAUGAUGUAAAUGCAUAUUCUGGUGUAACUUUACCAUAAAAUGGCCUUAAUCCAGUGUGUCAACUUGAGUAUUACCGUCAGAAAAGUAAUGCAAGUGCACAAGGGGAGAUGAAGGUAAAACAGUGCAAUAAAGUAUUGACAUGUGCUUAAAUAUUGUGUUUUUAUGACUGAGGAGAAUCACACAAAGCUUGCAGUGCUUUUCCUACAGGUGAAUACACUGGAAUAUGGUCACUGGGAUAGAAAGUUUGACCUGAUUUUUGCUUUUUUUUGUUUUUUUUUUAUAUAUGGCAGAUAAUCUAGUGAAGACCAGUGAUCCUGCAUGUGCAAAACAAUUGUGCAGGAUGUGUUGUAAAAUGUUUCAUGGUCAUCCUGUGCGCUUGCGUUCAGAAAGCUGUCAAGAUUUUUGCAUAAAUCAGCAGCAAAAACCUGAAAAAUCCACACCCUAAAACAUGUAAAUAGUAACAGUGUUGCACUUUUCAAACCAAGCUUUUUGUUAAUCUUUCAAAAAUUACUGCAGAUACGUGUGCACCCAGUACUGCAAAUCCUCUUCAUCAGGUUUAUAAUUUUACAUUUUUUUUGCAACUUAUUGAAUUUAUUAUAAGUGAAACAGCUUUCACACCACUUCAACCACUUUAAGAGUUGACAUUGCAACCUUCAAGAAAGAGAAACAUACCAAAACAAAGUAAACUAAAAUUCAGCGAUGCCCUAAGGUUUUGGUUUUAAGUGAAGCCGACUCUAAAGAACAAAACGCGAAGCGUCUCUGCUCUGAUGCUGACUGGAUUCUUUGUGCUCAUGCUGCUGAUUCUGUUGUUUUGUGUGUCAGUUUGCACAUGCAGGAUGAUCACAGUGAGACAGCCUGUCAUUUUGAACCUGUUUGUACAUUAUUGGUUAAUUAAGUUGAUAUAAUGUGUUUUAAUAGAAACAUGCUUGUGUAUGAUACUAUUAAAAAUUAAAAACUAUGGCGAAAAGUGA